Orbilia oligospora ATCC 24927 is the source of this 885-nucleotide messenger RNA. RefSeq lists its product as uncharacterized. The transcript is spliced from 6 exons. Gene Ontology annotation, molecular function: protein binding; structural molecule activity. Bases 1 to 885 code for a protein of 294 amino acids. Gene Ontology annotation, cellular component: COPI vesicle coat. Gene Ontology annotation, biological process: endoplasmic reticulum to Golgi vesicle-mediated transport; retrograde vesicle-mediated transport, Golgi to endoplasmic reticulum; intra-Golgi vesicle-mediated transport. The record is from RefSeq and is a predicted model, not a curated record. NCBI's taxonomy places the organism in Eukaryota, Fungi, Ascomycota, Orbiliomycetes, Orbiliales, Orbiliaceae.
AUGGAUCCAUUCUCGGGCGAAGGAGAGCUUCUCAACAUCCACAAUGCCUUCUUCCAGGGCCAAUAUGACAAAGUAGUCGAGUUUGACACCAAACCCCUUUCCGCAAGCAACCAACUCCCCGCCAGAAUAUUCCAACUCCGAGCUCGGAUAGCCCAGGGCGAUUUCGAGGAUGUCCUUGCUGAGUUAGAGGGAGAAGAGGAACCAGAGCUUGCCGCUGUUAGAGCUCUUGCCAAGUUCAAUACAGAAGAGUUGGAAACUGCGAUCGAGGAGAUCGAAGAGCUAGCCAAGUCAUCAGGUGAUAAUGCGACAGUACAAGUUAUUGGCGGUAUUGUACUACAAAGGGCAGGGAAGACCGAUGAGGCUUUAGCGCUUCUAAGUCAACAUCAAGGAAAUCUCGAGGCUGUCUCUAUCAUCGUUCAAAUCAGACUGGCUCAGAACAGAACAGAUCUCGCGAUCAAGGAAGUUACAGCGGCGAAGAAGUGGGCACAAGACAGUCUCGUCGUCAAUAUUGCUGAGGCUUGGGUCGGCCUGAGAGUGGGUGGUGACAAGUAUCAGCAGUCGUACUAUGUUUUUGAAGAACUAGCACAGGCUCCAUCUACAUCAAGCACAAUGUCGCUAGUCGGCCAGGCAAUCUCAGAGUUACAUCUUGGCAGGCUACCGGAAGCAGAGGUCGCCCUUCAACAGGCCCUCACAAAAGACAAGGGUGACAUCGCGGCCCUAGCUAAUAAGAUCGUAUUGACUGCAUUGACUGGUGGCGAUACUACAGCAGAUAUAAGUGCUCUCGAAGCCCAAGACCCCAGCCACGCAAUGGUGCUAGAUAUUGCUGAGAAGAAUGAACUAUUCGACAAGGCGGCUUCAAAAUAUUCCGCCAAAGUAUCUGCUUAA